AUGAGCUCCAAGAUACACGUCCUACGCCUCUACAGGCGGUCCCUCAAGCUCGCCCUCGACUGGAGCGUCCACCGAUACCUCUGGCGCGGACAGGCCCUGUACAUCCGCGAACUCUUCGAGGCCAAGCGCAAUGUUACCGAGCCGCGACAGAUGAGGGAACUGAUCAAGGAGACGGAAAACCUGCUCGAGAAGUGGAAGCACCCAGACCCUUACCGCCCACCCACGGCUCCUGGAGGAUCAAAGUACGAGCGCAACCUGCCUUGCCCAAUCAUCGAUCGUGAGUUUACCAUCAACCAUUUUCACUCCAUCUGCUGA
Molecule: messenger RNA, 315 nt
Organism: Alternaria incomplexa
Lineage: Eukaryota; Fungi; Ascomycota; Dothideomycetes; Pleosporales; Pleosporaceae
Exons: 4
Coding region: 1-315 (104 amino acids)
Biological process (GO): mitochondrial electron transport, NADH to ubiquinone
Source: RefSeq, a predicted model, not a curated record